AUGGCCAUCAAGCAGCUGGAGACGGUGCUGCGACUGCAGGCGACGGUGGUGGAGGGCUUCGGCCGCGGCGGUAAGCAGCUGGGCUGCCCCACGGCCAACCUCUCGAGCAAGGACCUGGGCGACCUGCUGGAGCAGCUUCCCUCGGGCAUCUACUGUGGCUGGGCCACGGUGGACGGGAAGGGCCCGUACAAGGCCGUCGCCAGCAUUGGCUGGAACCCCUACUUCAAGAACAAGGAGAAGACGGUGGAGCCCCACCUACUGCACAAGUUCGAGAAGGACUUCUACGGCGCGCAGCUCAAGUUCCUCAUCUCGGGCUACAUCCGGCCGGAGAUGAACUUCUCGUCGCUCGAGGCGCUGAUUAAGGCGAUCCAGGACGACAUCGCGCAGUCGGAGGAGUGGCUUGACACGACCGAGGGCAAGUCCUGGUCGCAGGACGCGCUGUUCCAGUAG
Messenger RNA from Phytophthora sojae, 450 nucleotides. RefSeq lists its product as hypothetical. Lineage: Eukaryota; Oomycota; Peronosporomycetes; Peronosporales; Peronosporaceae. The transcript has 2 exons. Bases 1 to 450 code for a protein of 149 amino acids. Gene Ontology annotation, molecular function: riboflavin kinase activity. Gene Ontology annotation, biological process: riboflavin biosynthetic process; FMN biosynthetic process. The record is from RefSeq and is a predicted model, not a curated record.